Molecule: messenger RNA, 813 nt
Organism: Fulvia fulva
Lineage: Eukaryota; Fungi; Ascomycota; Dothideomycetes; Mycosphaerellales; Mycosphaerellaceae
Product: DeSI-like protein sdu1
Exons: 2
Coding region: 1-813 (270 amino acids)
Biological process (GO): protein deubiquitination
Molecular function (GO): deubiquitinase activity
Source: RefSeq, a predicted model, not a curated record
AUGCCCUCAGCUUCCGGUAGCAAGCCAAAUCGCACGCGCAAGUCAUCCUCCAUCACAGGUCGCUCCUCAACGGCUCUCCAGAAGACCGAGAUCAUCAUCAACGUAUACGAUCUACUUCCAUCGGGUAGACUCUCAUCGAUCCUCUGGACAAUAGGCGGUAGCCUCCUCCACAGCGGAGUUGUCAUAAACAACAAGGAAUACGCAUAUGGCGGGCAUAACAAACGAGGCGUAACGGGAGUGUACUGGACUAAACCACGCUAUGAACCACCGGGAGGAACCUUUCGUGUUGACAUUCUCCAAGGCUUCACAUUCCACACAGAACGUGAGAUCAACGACAUCAUAAGAGAAGUGUCUAAUGAGUUCCUGGGGCCUUCCUACAACCUCCUCACCCACAACUGUAACCACUUCACAUCCGUACUUUGCGAGAAGCUCACUUCGAAACCUGCACCUGCCUGGCUCAAUCGCGCGGCAAGCAUCGGCCUUGCGCUACCUUGCGUUGUUCCCAGAGAAUGGAUUUCACCUCCAGACCAUGACACUGCGGACGGAGAGCUACUAGAGGAGGAUGAGGAUGAGGAUGAGAAUGCAGGCAUGCUAGAAAGCGAUAGACGACGAAUGCGAGAAGAGGAGCGGAGGAGGCAGUACGAGCGAGAGCUGCAACGCGGAGAGGACAGCAGCGAAGGAAACAGCAUAGCAGGAGGGAAGCGCAUAACGUCAACAAACCACACUCCGCCUCCUCGAUUGGUCAGUCUGAAGGACAGCGAUGGGCAUACAUUACCUCCAGCAGAGCGAGCACCGAUACCCAAGAAGACAUGA